UUGAAGCGGUGUUACGAUGGCGGUGGAUCAUGGAGAAUAAUUUAGCAAUUUUCUCGCUUACCAGAGAUUUUUUUGUAGUUUUAUUAGCGUUUUAGAGAAGAAGGACCUGUCAUGGACACUUCAAUAGCAAAGAAAACGCAAGAUACAUUAGGGAAAGUCAUAAAGAAACCUCCCCUAACGGAAAAAUUGCUAAGCAAGCCUCCAUUUCGAUUUCUUCACGAUAUUAUUACUGAGGUGGUGAAGAACACUGGUUUUCUGAAAGGCUUGUACACCGCUGAUGAGAUGGACUCGGCGAAUGUCAAGGAAAAAGAAGCCAAUAUUCUUUUUCUUCAAAAAGCAAUAGACGUCGUAGGUAUGAUAAAUGGACAGUUGUCAGUACGUCCAUCAAAAAUUGUGGCAGGCCAUGAACCUGAAAAGACAAAUGAGUUCUUGCAAGCAAUGGGCACUGCAAUUUUACGCAAGAAAAGUAGUUCUGAUGCAGUAAAAAAAGUAUUAGCAGGAGAAAAACCAGGAAAAGAACCUAGUGAUAACAAAAGGAAAGAUUCGAGAACUGGAAAUGGAAGCAAGGAUAAAGAGAAAUCAAAAGACCAAGACAAGGAGAAAAGCAAAGAUCGGGACAGAAGUAGAGACAGAGAGAGAGAAGAUGACAAAGACAAACACAAACAGGGCGAUUCUUCCAGAAGGAGGGAUAGUUCAGCUAAUAAAGCAGACAGUUCAGAUAAAAAGAAAAGAGAUGAAUCAACCAAGAGAGAAAAAGAAAGAGAAAAGGAGAAGGAAAAACAAUCUGAUAGAGGGAGAGAAAGAGAAAGACAAAAAGAAAAGCAGCAGCAAAGCAAAGAUGAUGAUGUGGUUGAUGGAGCAACAUCAGCUGCAGUUGAUGGUGAAUUGGAGAAUGGAGAGGUACCGGCAAGUCGCAUUCCAAGACCAUCCUCUGCUAAAGGUCAGAGACGAAGACCAUCUGGGGAGGGAGAGGAUGUACAAGAUGAUGAGAAUGAUGGUGCAAAUACAGAUGGACAACCCAGACCAACUGAGCAAAUGAAUGGGGUCUUACAUGAUGAGGACCUCCCUCCUCAAGUUCUAAAAAGUCGUAGUAUGGUAAGACCAAGCAGUGCAAGGCCUGCCCCACCUAAGGUCAAAAAGCAGCAAGAGAACCUUGAAGAGCAAAUAGCCAGGAUUGGGUCAGGGAAACAAGUUGCCAAUGUUAUUGUGGAUGAUGGCAAAGAGCAGGAUGAUGAGGAUGACACCUUUGUAGUUGAAGAUGCACAUGCAGUCCAAAAUGAUGUGGAUGUGGCUCCUACAGGAGAAUUAGCUGAAGAAGACGGGGAACACGGGGGCCUUGUUAGAAAAAUUCUUGAAACAAAAAAAGAGCUCGAAGGAGGUCGAAACCAAGAAACUAGACCAAAACAGGAAAGACAAGCUCCUAUUAUUUCGGACGCUGCAAGGAAAAAAGAAAGGGAACUUGCGCAAAAGGAGAUAGAAAAACUCAGAACUAGUAUUCAGACAUUGACAAGAAGUGCAAAUCCAUUAGGAAAAAUUAUGGACUAUAUUCAGGAAGAUAUGGAUAGUAUGCAAAAGGAACUGGAUCUGUGGAGACGGGAAAAUAAGGAACAUGAAGUAGCGUUAAGAAGAGAGGAAAGCAUAACACAAAAUGAGAUCGCGCCCUUAAAAUCACAGCUAGAGGAACUAGACACUGAAAUAACAGAAAUGGUUGACAGGAUAAGCACAGUAAAGUGUAAUAUCUUGAGAAAUGAUGAAAAAAUACAGAAAAUGCUCUCCAGUGUAUCACUGACAUCCAGAUGAAAAGGACUGCUUUGGUGCAGGGCUUGUAAAAAUGUAAAAUAUCUCUCGUAAACAGCGGAAUUAGGUUUAGUGUACAAAGGAGCACUCGACCUAAGUAUUUAUUUUAACGAGAAAGAGAAAAUGUACUUCCAACAGAUGGUUUAUAGGAGCUUAUAGUAGAGUUUGAAAGUGUCGGGAAGUCUCUGAUUUAUUGAGGUGAAGUAAAACCUCCCUUAAAAUACGCACUAAUUUCCCUGAAAAAAAUUGUGCCUUUUUCUAGCAGGAAAAAAAAAUCCCAUUUUACGCCUACAAUCGCCUGCAUCGAGACCAUAAUUUUAAAACCACAUAGCUAACGUCUACAUCUAGAAAAGCAACGACUACGAAAACUAUUUUCAAGAGUUGAGGUCUGGCCGAUUAUACUCCGACGCAAGUAUUACUAAAAGUUGUACAUAAAUUACUGUAUCUUUUCUUCCGUUGAAAAUUUAAUAUAAAAUGAACCUUGUCACAAUUCUGUCACUCGUUUUUUAUUUAGCAUUGACAUAAGAUUGCUUUAAAAUGUCUGCCAGAUUAUUGCAACCCAGUUUAAUCGAAGACUGUCAAAAUUUCUUUUAGUGGAAAAUGAUGGUGACAUUUGAGCCCGGUGAACAAUUCUAUGUUCAUCAAGAUUAUCGUGGAUGAUUGAAGCAGUCUUCUUUAGUGCUUACGUCCUGUAAUAUCAAUCAUUUGCUGUGAGAAUGACAACAUAGCGCUUGAUCCAUUUCUGGCCGUCUCUGCCAAUAGAACGUUUUUUUUCUCUACUCAAUGUAGCAAGAUCACCCUCUCGCUGAUAAAGAUAUGAAAAUGAAGUCUUUACAAUUGAUCUUGUACAGUAUAUAAAAAUAAUUACCAAAGAAUCGAGUACUUUUUACUUAACCUCUAAUAGCAAAGUUACCUUCUACGUUCUUUCUUCAUACCAUUGCCAUUUUAAUACCUACUGCGAGAAGAAACUGAUAUCAAGUUAAUACCGUACUCAAUCUCUACAGCACAGGAAUAAGUUUUAAAAUUUAAUAUUUAUGGUCGUGUGAAGAAUUAAAAUGGCGAUGUUUCGAUAGAA
This is a messenger RNA of Stylophora pistillata, 2872 nucleotides long. RefSeq names its product intraflagellar transport protein 54. The record is from RefSeq and is a predicted model, not a curated record. Gene Ontology annotation, molecular function: microtubule binding. Gene Ontology annotation, cellular component: intraciliary transport particle B; ciliary basal body; axoneme. NCBI's taxonomy places the organism in Eukaryota, Metazoa, Cnidaria, Anthozoa, Scleractinia, Pocilloporidae. Gene Ontology annotation, biological process: intraciliary transport; regulation of microtubule cytoskeleton organization; cilium assembly.